GUGGUCGAUGUGUGCGCUCUCGACAGGGAUUUCAAACUCUUUCCUUUUGGCGACAAAACUCUGGUCGGAGAGAGAGGGGUGUCGUUAAGCGGCGGACAAAAGGCCAGAAUCACGUUAGCCCGGGCUCUGUAUCGCGAGGCGGAUGUCUAUCUCCUGGACGACCCCCUGUCCGCUGUGGACGCGUCGGUCGCCAAACAUAUAUUUCAAAAAUGUAUUGUUGAAUACCUCAAAGAUAAGGCCCGCGUAUUAGUCACACAUCAGAUCCAGUUCUUGAGAGACGCGCAUAAGAUUCUGGUCUUAAAAGAGGGUAAAUGUAUAGCAUUUGGAAGUUAUGAAGAAUUGAAGGCAAAAGGCAUUAAUUUCUUGUCUUUUGUGACCGACACUAAAGACAAGAAAAACACGACAAUUGAUAAAACAGACACUAACACAGCGUUCAGACACAUGAAUCGGUCCGUCUCUAUCAGUCCCUCCAUCGCCAGCAGUAUUGGCGGCCAUUCAGACGAUCCGAUCGAUGAAAUCAAAGCAAUGGAUGUUUUGGCUGAAGACGAGCCCAAAGUGAAAGAGGAGACCAAAGAGAUUGGAUCUAUUAGUGGAGGUGUUUAUUGCGAAUACAUUAAGGCCGGCGCCGGACCUAUACUUAUGACCGUUACGUUGGUUUCAAUGGUUGUCUCGCAGUGUCUCUAUCAGGGAAGCGAUUACUGGUUAACUCAAUGGACCAACGAAUUGGACAAACCGGGCGGUCAUGUGAACCAAAACAUGAAUGUCUUGAUCUACUCGUGUCUAAUCGGAGCCCUAUUCCUGACAGCAUUGGCCAGAAGUACCUCAUUCUUCGUGAUGUGUAUGCGAUCGUCGGUUAAUCUUCACAACAGAAUAUUCUACUCACUAUUGAGAGCAUUGUGUUAA
Molecule: messenger RNA, 903 nt
Organism: Medioppia subpectinata
Lineage: Eukaryota; Metazoa; Arthropoda; Arachnida; Sarcoptiformes; Oppiidae
Source: the annotation of a GenBank genome assembly